AUGGGCGCUGUAAAUGUUUAGUGUCAGCUGAUUCCCCACAUCACUGACGGUCACGCACGGGUUGCUGCGUAAUUUUAUACCCAAGACACAUAAACAGAUCGAUGUGGAUGUUAUGCUCCUAAAACAAAAAUCUGUAUUGGGGAGUACUGGAUCUCUAUGGCGGCUGAAAUACACCACACCAGACCUCAGGCUCGGAAACCCGUCCUGCUCGGUAAAAUCGACUCUUUCCAAGAUGUGGUGAGCACUGCGGUCAUCAUUCCCAAAGAAGACGGGGUAAUCACCGUGUCUGAGGACAGGACAGUCCGGGUAUGGCUGAAGAGAGACAGUGGACAGUACUGGCCAAGUAUCUACCACACUAUGCCAGCUUCCUGCACCUGCAUGUCCUUCAACCCAGAGACCCGUCGCCUCUCCAUUGGCAUGGACACCGGAAGAGUGUCAGAAUUCAUCCUGGCUGAAGACUACAACAAGAUGACUCCCUCAAAGAAUUAUCAGGCUCACCAGGGUCGGGUGACGGUGGUGCUGUUUGUCCUGGAGAUGGAGUGGGUCCUCAGCACUGGCCAAGACAAGACCUUCACCUGGCACUGCUCAGAGAGCGGCCAGCGGCUGGGCGAGUACCGGACUCCUGCCUGGGUCUCCGGGCUGCAGUUCGACGUGGAGACGAGGCACGCGUUUGUGGGUGAGCACUCGGGACAGGUGACCAUUCUGAAGGUGGAGCAGGACAAGUGCAGCCUGGUCACCACGUUUAAAGGACACACGGGCAGUGUGACGGCUCUCUGCUGGGAUCCCGCCCAGCGAGUCCUGUUUUCAGGAAGCUCUGAUCACUCCAUCAUCAUGUGGGACAUCGGGGGACGCAAGGGGACCGCCAUCGAGCUGCAGGGGCACAAUGAGAAGGUACAGGGGCUCAGCUGUGCUCCUCACACUCGGCAGCUGAUCUCCUGCAGUUCUGACGGGGGCAUCGUCAUCUGGAACAUGGACGUCUCCCGGCAGGAGACCCCUGAAUGGCAGGACAGUGACUCCUGCCAGAAGUGUGAGCAGCCGUUCUUCUGGAACUUCAAACAGAUGUGGGACACUAAGAAGAUCGGACUACGGCAGCACCACUGCAGGAAGUGUGGGCAGGCUGUGUGUGGAAAGUGCUCUUCUAAGCGCUCUACCAUCCCACUCAUGGGGUUCGAGUUCGAGGUGCGAGUGUGUGACCUCUGCCAUGGCUCCAUCACUGACGAGGACCGCGCUCCCACGGCGACCUUCCACGACAGCAAGCACGGCAUCCUGCACAUGCAGUUUGAGCCCACCCGAGGCUGGCUGCUGACCUCUGGGACUGACAAGGUCGUCAAGCUGUGGGACAUGACCCCGGUGGUGUCCUGACCACACCCGUUGCCGCCGGCGACACCACGCAAGCCUCGCACGUCGAUGCGGAGCCCCAGUGACUGCCACUCUGGGAGGGGGGAAGGCUCCGGUGGAUGAGGACUUGGGUCACUGCUGAAGCCGGCCCACUGCGCACUGACACCCUUCUGAGCUGCGUUUCCCUCCUCUUCCUCCCCGGCCCCCUCAGGACAGUUUGUGGAACUGACAAAAACAAAAUGGUUCUAUCUCCAUGGUUACUCAUUGGUCAUGGGAAAGGGAGAGAUGGAGUCUUUUUGCCCUCUGGUAUCUCUGUCUGUGAUCUCUCUCUCUUUUCCCUCCUUUUCUCUCCUCCCUCUCUCUCUCUGGUUACAUUUUUCUUUUUGUCUCGAGCACCACCUCUUUCAGAGAAGUGGUGCUCGGUAAGACCGGUGUCUGUCUCUCUCCACAACUACUAUAUAUUUGUAGCAGAUAUGAGGAAACGGUGUGUUCUAUGCGUUUUGGUUUUGAUCAGACAUUGGUCGAAAUUUGAGGUGGGCAAUCUACAAUUUACUAAAGAAAAUAAAUAGUUUUUCUUUCUUUAAUCCAUACGCUACUACAGUUGUGAUUGGAUGAAAGAAGACAUAUCAGCACCGUUUGCACAACCAGCACAACUUAACUUGUUUUUGCUUAGGUCUUUAAAUUCAAAUGGACUCAAAAUGGCAUUUGUGUUUAAAGUGCUAUAUUUACAGAAAUGUACAUAUCUUUAUAAUGGGGCAUUUUUGUUUCUGCAAUUUUUGCGGGGAUAAUAUGGCUAGCAGUAGUGGAGUGGUAGAUGACCAAAAUGCCUCAUUAUUAAAAGCAAGGGAAAGGGAAAACGUACAAAUAAUACCGAGUAUUAAUAUAUACUGUUUAUCACUGUUGGGACCAGGUUACGCACCCUAUUGAGGAUGUUUUUUUUUUUUUUUUUUUUACAAAUGGGUUCCAUGAAGAUAAUCAACUUCAUAUAUAUAUAUAAAUAAAAAACAUGAUCAUAUAUAAACUGUACCAGUCACCAUUUUUGUUGGAACCGCAGGUGCAUUGUGGGGUGACGGAGUCUGGAAAGAUAUGCUAGUCUUCACAAGCAGAACGUCUCCGUUCAGACAGUCCGCGUGCUGGAGUAGGAAACUGGGCUUGUGUGAGAUGCGUGUCAGGACUCGCCUUUUCCUUCCUUGCAUAAUAAGGCUUUUCAUUUUGAAUCACGAAAUUGUCAUUAACAAACUGCCUCUCCAAAAAUGCUCUGCCCUGCUAAAGAAAUUGGUAAUAAAAAUACUAAUAACAUACUUUAUAAAAAAUACAUUGACUCAAUGUUCCCUGUGACGGAGAGAAAAUGUGUGAACAAAAGUAAAACAAGUGUUGUUUUGCAUACAGUUUCUGGAAAUGCGAAAGUAUUCAGACAGCACAUUGUAUUUGAAAGAAAAGUCAUGAAUAUGAGGUCAUACUGGCAUAAAAUGGCAGCUUUACUUUGAGGUUAUUUACAUCCAUAGCAGGUCAACUACAGCCUUUUUUUAUUCAUAGUCCCCCCAUUUUUGGGGACACUGCAUUUCAAUUCAGAUAAUUCAGGAAUUUAUCUGAAAUUCACUUAUUGAGAGAACUGCAUAGAGCAUGCAUCUACAGUGUUUAUGUUUUACUGGAAUUGGCAUUGACCUUAAUGAAGUUUACUUACUUUAGACAAGCAUUAUUGUAUGAGGGAAAGAAGCUUGUUGAUGCCAGUGCUGUGAUGUCCAAUUGAAUUCUACCCCAUCAGAAAGGCUUGAGGUACAGUAGUUAGUUUGACUUGGAUAACGGGAGUUAGUAAGACAAGGAUAACACUCUUUUUCUCACAGUUGUUUUAGCUGAUCGGAUGAGAAUUCCCGACAUGGCUAAAGCACAAAUAAUAUUGUUUAAUAACAUUGCUCAUAAUUGUACUGUGAUUUGGAUACUUUACCUAAUGUGAUGAAGCAAAAACCAGCUAAACAUUACUUUGAGAAAACCAA
Molecule: messenger RNA, 3332 nt
Organism: Conger conger (European conger)
Lineage: Eukaryota; Metazoa; Chordata; Actinopteri; Anguilliformes; Congridae
Product: WD repeat and FYVE domain-containing protein 2-like
Exons: 12
Coding region: 157-1362 (401 amino acids)
Molecular function (GO): protein binding; metal ion binding
Source: RefSeq, a predicted model, not a curated record